AUGUUUGGCACCUGGGCAUACAAGAUCAGCAAGGCCGAGUAUGCGCGCAAGCUGUUCAUGCAAACCGACCUGUUCCAGAAGGUGGACAUUGUGCGCAUGAUGCCACACAACCUUGGCCCGCGUGUCUCAGGUCUCUCGCUGUCGUUUGAGAACGGCGACAGUUACCGCGGCCACCGCGCCGUAGUGAACCCAGCGUUCCGGCGCUCUUGGCCAUCUCACUUGUUCCAGACCCCAAUGAUGGAGCUGAUGGACGUUUUGGAGCGCGAGAGUGCCAAGCCCGUCGACGUCCUGCUGUGGUUCCGGCGCGGCACCCUGGAUGUGCUUGGUCACAUCAUCAUGAGCUUUGACUUCCGCGCCCUGCGCGACCCGAACAACAAGAAGCGCGCCAUGUACGACUCGCUGCUCGAGGCCAUGCUGCACCCGCUGUAUAACAUGUUCCCGUGGCUGGACUUGAAACUGGUCUGGUGCGGUCGAAAGCGCGCUCAAUCCUUUGCCAACUUGAAGAAGUUCCAUCGGUUCAUCGAGAAGACCAUCGAGGAAAAGCGACUGAAGCUCUUGGCAACGGGGACGCUGGGUGAGACGGAGCGCGACAACUCUGACUUGCUGACGCUGAUGAUUGAGGCACAUGAGCACACCAAGGUCCACGGCGCGUAUGACGAGAAGGGCAAGCUUCUGCCGUCAAUGACCACCGAGGAGCUGCGCAACAACACUAUUAUUUUCUUUGUUGCCGGGCACGAUGCAACCGCCUACGGUAUGAACCACAUGCUCAUGGAGCUUGCCUUGAACCCCGAUGUGCAGCAGUGGGCGCGCGAUAAAGUCAUCAGUGUCAUUGGCGAUGCUCCCGAUGCCUUCCCCACCGACGAGCAGCUGGCCGAGCUCUCUGACCUUGACAUGAUUGUCAAGGAGUCGCUCCGCAAGAACAGCGUCGUGUCGGAUGUGCGCCGUGUGCUGACAGAGCCUGUCACCCUGGGAAAGUACACUCUGCCCAAGGGAUCCUGGGUCAUGGUCGACCUGUGGGCGAUGCAGCACAACCCCGAGUACUAUCCGAACCCCGACAAAUUCAUUCCCGAGCGGUUUGCAUCUUCGGCCAGGGAAAACGGGCACCCGAAUGUACCGUUCACUUGGGCGCCGUUCAGUGAGGGCAGCCGCAAGUGCAUCGGGCACAAGUUUGCACUGCUUACUCAGCGCAUUAUGCUGGCACAUCUCGUUCACCGUUUUGUCUGGCGCUUGCCUGCAGGAAGCCCGUUUCUAACAAAGCCGCGAACCUCAACGUCAGGUCUUAUCUCGCCAAUUGGUCUCGAGCUGGAGUUUGAGAGCCGUCACAAGUAAACAAGCCUACCUACGGCCAUUUCAACAUGUUAUGCAGGUGGAUAUGCGUUUAUUUUUAGAUUCAGCUGCUGCAAGCUACCCAGCAUAUUUAGCGAAAUGACAACAACUUCAAUAAAGCAGCUGUCUACCUGCGCUAUCUCAUACUCCAUGUACCAGCAAUUGCAUCUGCAUCGAUACAUCAACCAUUCCAGAACGAACCGCUAUAUAAUUAGCACAGGUCAUGCAGAAUGCUGCUUUAAAUAGAUGCGCCUGUACCAGGACCCACGAGGUUGCUUAGUUGGGAACAUUCUAACAGCAUCCUUUGUAAAAGGCAGCUCUGUUCUUUGAGUCAAGCAUGCCUUUAUAUGCAGCACGAU
This is a messenger RNA of Linderina pennispora, 1685 nucleotides long. RefSeq names its product cytochrome P450. Gene Ontology annotation, molecular function: iron ion binding; monooxygenase activity; heme binding. The coding region runs from base 1 to 1329 and encodes 442 amino acids. NCBI's taxonomy places the organism in Eukaryota, Fungi, Kickxellomycota, Kickxellomycetes, Kickxellales, Kickxellaceae. The record is from RefSeq and is a predicted model, not a curated record. The transcript has 3 exons.